Messenger RNA from Brassica napus (rape), 2961 nucleotides. Its product is annotated as probable disease resistance protein At1g15890. Bases 1 to 2784 code for a protein of 927 amino acids. NCBI's taxonomy places the organism in Eukaryota, Viridiplantae, Streptophyta, Magnoliopsida, Brassicales, Brassicaceae. The record is from RefSeq and is a predicted model, not a curated record. The transcript has a single exon. Gene Ontology annotation, molecular function: protein binding; ADP binding; ATP hydrolysis activity.
AUGAAUUAUUGGUGUAGAGUUAUUGCUCUUCGCUGGUUGCUUACUAUUUUCUCAUCAAGACAAUCAAAAUCAUUGGUGUUCCUCUUUCUCUUGUUCAUUCACCAAAGCAAUGAGUUUGGUUUUGGUUUCUUUCUGAAAGUCAGAGCAAAGAUGGGAGACUGUCUAUCAGUAUUACCAUGGGGUCAAGCGGUAGAUAUAGCCUGCAACUGCUUACUUGGGGAUGGAAAUUACAUUCAUAUGAUGAAGGAUAAUCUCGAGGCUCUGAAAACAAAUAUGCAAAAACUUAGAGAAAGGCGAAAUGAUAUUGCAACAAGAGUUUCCAUAGAAGAAGAUAAAGGUUUAGAGCAGCUUGAUCAAGUAAAAGGAUGGCGUUCAAGGGUAGCAAGUAUUGACUCUCAGGUCAGUUGUCUGCUUGAGGAUGAACCAGCUGAAAUCAAUCGAUUGUGUCUUUUUGGAUAUUUUUCCGAAGAUUGCAUAUCAAGCUAUGAGUAUGGUAAAGAGGUAUCAAAGAAGUUGGAAGAUGUUAAAGAGCUUUAUUCUGCAGGAGAUUUUAAAGAUGUGGCUGGAAAAAGGCGUGCAGCAAAGGUGGAAACGAAACGUAUCCAAACAACAGUGGGUUUGGAUUCGAUGAUUGGAAAAGCAUGGGACAGCAUCAUGAAACCUGAACGAAGAACUUUAGGUAUUUAUGGAAUGGGGGGAGUGGGGAAAACAACCCUCUUAGCUACUAUCAACAACAAAUUUGACGAAGAGGUGAAUGAAUUUGAUGUUGUGAUAUGGGUUGCGGUCUCUAAAGAUUUGCAAUACAAGGGCAUUCAUGAUCAGAUUCUAAGAAGAUUACGUGUUGACAAGGAAUGGGAAAAUCAAACAGAGGAGGAGAAAAAAAAAUUAAUAGAGAAUAUCCUAGGAAGAAAGAAAUUUAUACUGCUGUUAGAUGAUCUGUGGAGCGCGGUAGAUUUGAACAAGAUUGGAGUUCCAAGUCCAACUCAAGAAAAUGGAUCAAAGAUAGUUUUCACCACUCGUUCAGAAAAAGUUUGCAGCGACAUGGAAGCUGACGAUGAGCUGAAAAUGGAUUGUUUGCCAACGACUGAAGCGUGGGAACUGUUUCAAAAUGCAGUUGGAGAAGUCCGAUUAAAGGGGCAUCCAGAUAUUCCCACACUUGCAAAAAGAAUUUCUGAAAAAUGUUAUGGCUUGCCGCUUGCACUCAAUGUGAUUGGCAAAGCCAUGAAAUGUAAAAAGGAUGUACAUGAAUGGCGUGAUGCAAUUGAUGUUCUCAAUACGUCUAGCAGCGAGUUUCCAGGUAUGGAAGAAAAUAUUCUUUCAGUUUUGAAGUUCAGCUAUGAUGGUUUAGAGGAUGAAAAGGUGAAAUCAUGCUUCAUGUAUUGUUCUUUGUUCCCGGAAGAUUAUCAAAUAAAUAAGGAGGAGUUGAUAGAGUAUUGGAUUGGCGAAGGAUUUAUAAAGGGAGAGAGAGAUGAAGAUGGAAAUAACAACAAAGGUCAUGCUAUAAUUGGUUCGUUGGUUCGUGCGCAUCUAUUGAUGGAGUGCGAAACUAAAUCCACUCUUUUCGAAAUUGGAUUACUACCUGCGGUGAAAAUGCAUGAUGUGUUACGUGAAAUGGCUCUUUGGAUAGGGUCUACUUCUGGAAAAGAGGAAGAAAAACAGUGCGUCACAUCCGGUGUGAAGCUAAGCCGUAUACCAGAUGACAUCAACUGGUCAGUUUUGAGAAGGAUCUCGUUGAUGAGUAAUAGAAUUGAAGAGAUAUCUUGCUGUCCCAAAUGCCCCAACCUUUCGACUCUGUUUCUCCAGGAUAACAUGUUGAAGGUUAUACCGGGUGAAUUCUUUCAGUUUAUGCGAGCCCUUGUCGUCUUGGACCUUUCGCGUAAUUUCGGUCUUAGGGAAUUGUCGGAAGAAAUUUGCAGCUUGACUUCCUUGCAGUACCUCAAUUUAUCACGGACAGGUAUACAUUCGUUACCAGUUCAUUUGAAGGGGUUGAGGAAACUAAUAAGCCUGGACCUGGAGUACUGUUUCGGACUUGAAAGCAUUGAUGGGAUAGGAACAAGCUUACCAAAUCUUCAGGUGUUGAAACUAUUUCAUUCUUCUGUUUUUAUUGAUGCAAGAUCAAUUGAAGAGCUACAACUUUUAGAGCACUUGAAGAUUUUAACAGGAACCGUGAAAGAUGCUUUAAUGUUGGAAAGUAUCCAAAGAGUUGAGCGAUUGGCCAGUUGUGUUCAACGCCUUUGGAUUAUCAAUAUGUCCGCAGAGGUUUUAACAUUAAACACGGUAGCUCUGGGCGGUCUUCGAGAACUUUAUAUUAUGUACUCCGAAAUCUCAGAGAUAAAGAUAGAGUGGAAAAGCAAAGAGAAAGAAGAUCUUCUAUGUGACAGUUCUCCAUGCUUCAAGCACCUCUCACAUAUUGUUAUAGUCAAUUUGCAAGGUCCAAAAGAAUUGACCUGGUUAUUGUUUGCUCCAAAUCUCAAGCAUAUAUCGGUGGGACGUUCACGAAGGCUAAAAGAAAUAAUAAAUAAGAAGAAGGGAAUGAGUAUUAGCAAUGUGCAUCCUGAUAUGACGGUUCCCUUUCGGAAGCUAGAAACCCUCAGUUUAUGGCGCUUGAGUAAAUUAAAGAGAAUAUGCUCCUCCUGCUGUUCAAUCCCUGAGAACUUUAUAUUAUGUCCUCCUCCUGCUCUUCAAUCCCUGAGACAUUUUUUUGUCGAAGACUGCCCAAAGCUACCCAAAGCUGCCACGAAGAGAGUCCGAGACACCAUCAAGAAUAAUGAAGAUGAUGAAUGAGGCUCUGAAGCCCUGUUGCAUAUGUCAUAUGUGUGUGUGAGUGUAUCCUCUCAGUUUCUUAAACUUGGUUUUCGUUUUAUUGUUCUGCUUUUGCAUGAUCACAUUUCCACUAUUCUCCCGUUUGUAAUCAUUUGAUACACUUUCCUUAAAGCUUUCAUUUGUGUGUGUUUUGUUUCA